AUGAGGACGACCAGAGACAGCACAAGAAAGAGUGUGAUGAACUUCAUCCUGAAAACAAGAGCCAAGCACAUCAGAGAUUCAGAGCGAAGUCGACAGGCUGUUCUCAAAGAGAGCCAAUCAGGCAGUGUGAGAUCUACAGAUGAUGUAAAUCUCUUUGUGGAACAGAUGGUGUUUUUACUUCCACCCUUUGUUAUGUUUCCCUCCUUUUUUCCGUCCCACCUGUGUUUCAUUUGUAAUCAUCGCCUGGGUCUGCUGCUGGUGUGUGUUGUUUGUGUGCCAUUGUUUGUGUUCCCAGUGUUUGCUUCUGUUCCAUCUGAUGGAUUUUUGGACUUCUUGUGUUUUGGACUGUCUGCCUCCCUUUUUGGAUCCCUGUUGAUUUGGAUUUUGCCUCCUAACCAGUUCGACUACCAGGAGCUGCUCCAUAACUCCAGUUUCUGCCUGGUGCCCCGGGGCCGACGUCUGGGAUCCUUUCGCUUCCUGGAGGCCUUGCAGGCGGCCUGUAUCCCAGUUAUUCUGAGUAACGGCUGGGAGCUGCCCUUCUCUGAAGUGAUCGACUGGAGGAAAGCCGCCAUCAUCGGAGACGAGAGACUGCUGCUACAGGUUCCCUCCAUUACUCGGUCUGUGGGCCGUGACAGGAUCUUGGCUCUCCGCCAGCAGACUCAGUUCCUCUGGGAUGCCUACUUUUCUUCAGUAGCCAAAAUCGUCUUAACUACUCUGGAGAUCAUCCAGGACCGCGUGGACUCCCAUGUGUCCAGAAGCCGGUUUUUGUGGAAUUCCCUACCUGGUGGUCUCUAUGCAAUCCCCCAGUACUCGACCGACCCUGCCCAGUUCCCUUUUUACUAUGCCAUACUGGGUAAGAGCCCGUCGCAGCAGUUCACAGCUGUGAUCCACACAGUAACUCCUCUGCAGUCCCAGAUCUCCCCUGUGGUGAAGCUCAUCAUCGCUGUAGCCAAGUCCAAGUUCUGUGCACAGAUUGUGGUUUUAUGGAACUGCGAUAAGCCUUUACCUCCUAGGAACAAGUGGCCCUCCACCAGCGUGCCUCUCACUGUCAUUGAAGGACAGACCAAGACGAUGAGCAGUCGUUUUUUCCCCCACGACGUCAUCCUCUCUGAUGCUGUCCUCAGUCUGGAUGAAGACUCAGUCCUCUCAACCAAUGAGGUGGAUUUUGCCUUUAUUGUAUGGCAAAGUUUUCCGGAGCGUAUCGUGGGUUAUCCAGCAAGGAGCCACUACUGGGAUAGCUCCAGAUCCCGCUGGGGCUACACCUCCAAGUGGACCAACGACUACUCCAUGGUCCUCACAGGAGCUGCUUUCUACCACAGAUACUACCACUACCUGUUCACCCACCACGUCCCGGCCAGCCUGCUGACCAUGGUGGACCGCAUGGCAAACUGUGAGGACAUCCUCAUGAACUUUCUGGUUUCGGCCGUCACCAAGCAACCGCCAAUCAAAGUCACGCAGAAGAAGCAGUACAAGGAAACCAUGAUGACCCAGGGCUCCAAGGCGUCUCGGUGGGCCGACCCGGACCACUUCGCCCAGCGUCAGACCUGCAUGAACGCCUUCAGCCACUGGCUGGGUUUCAUGCCCCUGGUUCACUCCCAGAUGAGGCUGGACCCUGUGCUGUUCAGGGACCAGGUUUCCAUCCUGAGGAAGAAAUACAGGGACAUUGAGAGGCUGUGAAUGCACAAGGACACAGAGAGAGAGAGGGAGGGAGUAAGAGAGGCUGACAAGGUGUGUGUUCUUGUGUUUCCUGUUCAGGAGGUCAUGACAAGAAAUACACACACUGACUACAAACCUUUGUGAGACUGUAAAGGAAAACUGAACACAUGCACUGGACAUAAAAAUGAUGAAGCACUGAGGUAAGCAUAAGGCAUUUAACUGUGCGUUUCAAUGAAAAAAAAAAAACACUGAUUGUGUAUGCGUGGUUGAUAACGGCGAGUAACUGUGCGUACCCGCCAUCUGUGACAGUACACAUAAAUAUGAAUGCAUGGAUACACAUGCAACAAAGACCAGGACACAUUCAAGCCUGUCCUGACCACAGACAUACAGUAUGUGUUGCAUGGUUUGAAUAAGACCGCUGUACAAGGACCUGAAAAAUAUAACAUGUUUGAAUUAAAAAAAAAAUCUAAGAGAUGUUUAUUGUGGAUGCCGGCCUGUUGGCAGUAGAGGAGUAUACAGUAUAUUGUUGGCAAAAAGGUUCAAGAGAUUUAUGAGUUAUAGGUUGUAUUCAUAAAGUCCAAAGUCAAAGGAAGCGAUCUUUGGGGUUAUGUAUGUACAGUAGAGACACAUUAUGGACAAAAGGGACAAACUGUAGUCUCUGGGUCGGGCCAGAUGACAGCUGCUACCCCAAAACACCCAGAGACAAUGGCAAUAUGCCUCUUGUAUACUAUUGUAGAUUUUCAGCAGCAGUUCCUGUCUGUAUGAAGCAAAUAAAAAAUAAAAUAAAGUUAUGUUAUGUUAUAA
This is a messenger RNA of Lates calcarifer (barramundi perch), 2460 nucleotides long. Its product is annotated as exostosin-1a. NCBI's taxonomy places the organism in Eukaryota, Metazoa, Chordata, Actinopteri, Centropomidae. The transcript is spliced from 13 exons. Gene Ontology annotation, molecular function: glycosyltransferase activity. Gene Ontology annotation, cellular component: membrane. The record is from RefSeq and is a predicted model, not a curated record. The coding region runs from base 1 to 1677 and encodes 558 amino acids.